Neofelis nebulosa (Clouded leopard) is the source of this 2613-nucleotide messenger RNA. It is a transcript of the gene THNSL2, whose product is annotated as threonine synthase like 2. The coding region runs from base 176 to 1630 and encodes 484 amino acids. The record is from RefSeq and is a predicted model, not a curated record. Lineage: Eukaryota; Metazoa; Chordata; Mammalia; Carnivora; Felidae. Gene Ontology annotation, biological process: dephosphorylation; 2-oxobutyrate biosynthetic process. Gene Ontology annotation, molecular function: pyridoxal phosphate binding. The transcript is spliced from 9 exons.
CCCCCCCACACCCGGCCCAAGCCAGCCGAUUCCGGGCCGGGAUCCGGGGUGGCGCCGCUCGCUCGCCGCGGUGACCAACCCCCGCCCCAGCGGCCGAACCACCCCCUUCCAGGCCGGAUCUCCUCCCCGCGUCGGCUUCUGGCGAAUCCAGGCGCCCUCCCCGCGGCCACCAGGGAUGCGGUACAUCAGCACUCGGGGAAUGGCCCCCCGGGUCGACUUUGAGGGAGCCCUCUUCUCUGGCUAUGCUCCUGAUGGGGGUCUCUUCAUGCCCGAGGAGCUCCCCCAGCUGAGCACAGAGACCCUGCGUCAGUGGAGUACGCUGUCCUACCCCGGCCUGGUAAAGGAGCUGUGCACCCUCUUCAUCGGCCCUGAGCUCAUUCCAAGAGAUGUCUUAAAUGGUCUGAUCGACCAAGCCUUCAGCAGAUUCCGCCACAGAGAAGUGGUCCGUCUGUCCAGGUUGAGGAAUGGGCUGAAUGUGUUGGAGCUGUGGCAUGGCAUCACAUAUGCAUUUAAGGACCUGUCCCUGUGCUGUACAGCACAGUUCCUGCAAUACUUCCUGGAGAAGAAGGAGAAGCACGUCACUGUGGUCGUAGGAACGUCUGGGGACACAGGGAGUGCUGCCAUUGAGAGUGUUCAAGGGGCAAAGAACAUGGACAUCAUCGUUCUGCUGCCCAAGGGCCACUGCACGAAGAUUCAAGAGCUCCAGAUGACAACAGUGUUGAGGGAGAACGUCCAUGUGUUUGGAGUGGAGGGCAACAGCGAUGAGCUCGAUGAGCCGAUCAAAGCUGUGUUUGCUGACGUGGCUUUUGUCAAGAAGCACAACCUGAUGAGCCUGAAUUCAAUCAACUGGUCCCGGGUCCUCGUGCAAAUGGCCCACCACUUCUUCGCUUAUUUCCAGUGCGUGCCAUCCUUAGACAUGGACCCCCUGCCCCGCGUGGAGGUGGUUGUACCGACAGGGGCUGCAGGUAACCUUGCAGCGGGGUGCAUUGCUCAGAAGAUGGGCCUGCCUAUCCGCCUUGUCGUGGCAGUGAACCGCAAUGACAUCAUCCACAGGACUGUCCAGCAGGGCGACUUCUCUCUUUCUGAGGCCGUUGAACAGACCUUGGCAUCAGCAAUGGACAUUCAGGUGCCCUACAACAUGGAGAGAAUCUUCUGGCUGCUCUCUGGCUCCAACAGUCAGGUGACAAGAGCCCUCAUGGAGCAGUUUGAAAGGACCCAAAGCGUGAGCCUACCCAAGGAACUGCAUAGCAAGCUUUCAGGGGCAGUGACGUCUGAGUCAGUGUCGGAUGAGGCCAUCACCCAGACCAUGGCUCGCUGUUGGGAAGAGAACAAGUACUUGCUGUGCCCUCACUCGGCCGUGGCCGUGAGUUACCAUUACCAACAGACAGAGCAGCAGCCGCCCAGCCUUCCCCGGUGUUGUCUGGCCCCUGCCUCUGCAGCCAAGUUCCCAGAAGCUGUCCUGGCUGCCGGGCUGACCCCAGAGACCCCUGCGGAGAUCCUAGCCCUGGAGAGCAAGGGGACACGCUGCACCCCGAUGCGGAAGGGUGACGACUGGACGCUGAUGCUUCGGAACACCAUUGAGGACAUAAGCUGCCAGCAGAGGGGUCACUUCCUGAAUGCUCUGGAGUAGCCAGGCUGGAUUUGACUUCCUUUAGGCUCCAGACCGCAGGGAGGCAUGCCCUCUAAACUGCUUUGCACACCUUCUCGUUAAGAGUUGGUGUAGUUGGUUCUCAGGAGGUUGCUCAGCAUGGUCUGGGGACCAGCUGGCUUUGCUGUGUUCUGGAGCAGCUCUGUGUCCUCAUCGUGGUGGUGGUGUGCCUGCUUACUGGAGAUGCUGGCUGGGGAUGUGUGUGUGUGACGGGGUGUUCCGGAUGGUGCAGGAGCGUCACUGCUGCGGCAUGCCCGCUAACCGUGCCAUGGUUCUCAAAGUGUGGCCCUUGGGUCUCCUCAAAAUGCACACUGCCGGCCCCUACCCCCUACCUUCUCAGGCAGAUCUCUUGGGGGGGGGGGGGGGAGGGACGUCUGCAGUUCUUACGAAUUCCCUGAGUAAGUCCUCUGUGCACUCCAAUUUGGGAAGCCCGAGCUGGGGAGUUUAGGUUGAUAUGUAAUUUCUUAUUUAUCCAUUUUGAGGUGUACUUUCUUUUCACGAGGGCAUGCUUUAUUGCUUCUACUGUUUUCACGAUCUAGCCCUGCCCUGUCGGACUCAGUAGCCGCCAGCCAUAUGGUCUCUGAGCACUUGAAAUGUGACUAGUAUGGCUAACACACUGAAUUUUUCAUUUUUUAAAAUUUUAAUUGAUUUACAUUUAAAUGUCUUGACUUCUUACAUUACUUGAUUCAGUUAUUUAAAAAAAUUUUAAGUGUGGUUAGAAAAAUGCAAGUAUGUGAAUCAGCUUUUUCAGCUGUCAAUUUUAUGAAGUCUAAAUACAGGUAAGUAUGUCCAAUGAAAAUUUAGUGUUCUAAUUGAGAAAGACCGUAAGUGCAAAAUAUAUAUUGGAUUUCAAAGACGUCAAACGAAAAAAUCAGAAGUACCUCGGGAAUAAUUUUACACUGACCACAUGUUGAAAGGAUAAUAUUUUGACGUAUUGGGUUAAAUAAAAUAGAUCGUCAAAAUUA